Lathyrus sativus (Indian pea) is the source of this 3360-nucleotide messenger RNA. The record is from the annotation of a GenBank genome assembly. Lineage: Eukaryota; Viridiplantae; Streptophyta; Magnoliopsida; Fabales; Fabaceae.
AUGGGGUCAUCAACUAUCUCUGCCUCAACACUGGAGUCUUCCCUGCAAAAUCCAUCUGAGCCGGAGAUAAACUCGUCGCCACCGCGCAAUUACUUGGCUGAAACGCCGGAAUCUUCCCUGCGCAAUCCAUUUGAGCCAGAUAUAAACUUGCCGCAGCGUAAUUACUUGGCUGAAAGAGUGUUAAAGAGAAGGCUCAUUGAAGAAGCUCAAGAUGAAUCCCUCAUCCACGGCUUGGAACUUCAAGAACACGCAGCAAAGUUCCUUGAAUCCAACGACCUUUGGUUGCUCCAAGAAGCAAUCUAUGAGUCCGACGAAACCAAGAAAGAACCGUUAUCGAAAAUCUUCAGAUCAUUCGAACUUCACUACCCUAAUGCAUUCUCAUUAAAGCUCGUUAACAUCCUCCAACUCCAUCCUACGCGUCUAACACGAGUCGAUAGCUUAGGUUACCUCCUUCAGAUUCUCCAGAGAGGGGAAACGAGUUUCUUGAAUUCAUCUAUCCUGAUCGAACUCAAAAACCCUCUCCUUCAUUCUUUUAAGGAGGAAUCCGAAGAGGAUAUGUUGCCUAGGCUAUGCGAAGCGAUUGGCCUCCUUGUUGACAGGUUGCACCAAUCUUCUCUCGGCGGUUGGGAGGAGCUUCUCCAGUACAUUUAUGAUUGCAUUUCCGGCGUCGCGAAAUUGAACAAUAAGAAAGGGCUUAUGUUAUUAACGGUUUCUUCAGUGAACAGGGAGUUCUGGCUGAAUCAAGGGAACUUCGAUCUUGUCUUCUCGAUAGUUUCAGAAUUGGUUUACUCUAUGGAUCAGGAAUUAAAGGCACUGGCAUACAAUUCAUCGAUUUCAUUGAUAUCAUUGUCGAAGGAUCUUCAGAGAACAAAAGUAUCUGAUUCUCUCUUGCCGAUUUUGUUGAAUACCAUCGAUCAACACGGAGAAGAAGUGGUUCUGAUGAAUAGGAUUGAAAGUUUGUUGGAUUUGGUUACACCGGGCGAUGGAACUAUCUUGAAGGGGAAACAUGGUGAUGUGUUUCGGUGUAUGAUUCGAGUAGCGGAGAUAGAACAUGCAAGCGAGGAACUAGGGUCUCUAGCUGUUUAUGUUAUUAAGGAGCUCUAUGAGGCGAGUAUGAUCAAGAAUCUUUCUCAUGAGGAAUUGAAGAGGGUCCUUGUAGUUGCUAUGAACAUGUUGUUGUGUGUUGUUGAUGAUCCUCUUUGGUAUGAUGUGGACUAUAAGCAUUUUAUUAAUGUUGGGAUGACAGAUGCUUUUUACCGUGGGAGCUUUUUAUUCAACUCACUCAUGUUAGAUAGGGAUGAAGGUGUGUUUAUUCCCACAGCAAUUGAGAUGAUAACAAUAAUAUAUGCAUCGGAUAUUGAUUGGCGGCUUCGUCAUGCAGCAAUGCUUGCCUUUGGUCGGAUUGCAGAGAGAAACAUCAAAGGGGACAUGAUACAGUACUUUGACCAAGUUGCAAGACUGGUCCUUAAGUCACUGGAUGACCGGGACCCCCGGGUACUUUGGGCUACUAUGAAAGCAAUUGAGUCUUUGAGUGAAUAUAAGGAACUAUUAAUGCAUGGUCAAUAUCACAAGAAGUUAUUGGCUAAACUAGUUCCUAUCAUCAGAUGUAACUCUUGUGCUCGUGUACAGUUAUAUGCUGUUAUGGCGAUUCAUUCCUUGGUAAAAAAUUGUGGCUUAGACAAAAUAUCACCUUUUGGGGACUCAAUUAUAGCAUCAUUACUUGCACUUCUUAAGCAUGAAAAGCAGAAGUUACAGGUCGAAGCUAUUGACACCCUGAAAUCAUUUGCAGUUUUAAUGCCGGGAACUUUUCGCCAAAAUCAUUACGAUACGGCAUUGGAAGGAUUGAAAGUCAUUGUGUUUGAUAAGUAUAAUUUAUCUAGAUUCUUGCUCUUUGCCAAAUGUCUAGAAUGCAUGGUAUAUCUUGUUAGGAAAGUUGGGCCAGAUAAUUUUGAAGAGCAAGAAGUUGUUCAAGUCAUGGAAUCUGUAAUAUCAAUUGAAGAAAACUUGAGCAGUACAGAAUACUUAACAAAAUGUUUCAUCUUAAAGGCUCUGAAUCAAAUCUGUAGAUGCCCAAGAGUGAGUAUUGACAAAUAUUUAGAUAAACUUAUGCCAAUGUUGCUUGGAUCCGCUCAACUCCAUCUGGCCUUAACUGUCGAUAAGCUCAAGGAUGAUUAUGAAAAGAAUUUGGUUGAAACUAUGAUAGUUUGGGCAUGUAAUACUUUGUCAUAUUGUGCUGUUCGGUCAUCUAUAAACUUUUUCCCCAACAUAGGCAAGGUCACUGCAUUGUUUACGCGCUUGCUUGGUUGUUCUAGUUUUCAAAUCCGCAAGGCUUCUGUUUUAGGUCUUCCAAACUUAUUACUCUCACUUAAAGUAGGUGAUAAAAAUAUUGAUACUAAAAGUGGUUUGACUUUCUUCAUUGUGAACUCUCUCAUUGAAGUGUUGAAGAAGGAAACUGACAGGGUUUUGUAUGCAAUUGUAUGGAGCUUACUUGUCAAAUGCAUUCAGACCUCUAGUUCAUAUUUCAAUGAUAAAUUGAUCAAGGUUAUUGCUGACGAAAUAGAAGAUACAAUAAGAAUGAUAAUUGAAAUUGAAAUAACAAAAGCACAAGAAGUGGAGACUUCGGAAGGUAGAUGUGAAUCUUUACCAACUGAAGAUAGAAUUCAGGCGGUAGUUCACUUGAUAACGACAACAAUUGACACCUUUAAAGAUCGAUUCAUGCCACAUGUUGAUGACCUCUUGUCAAAUGUUGUCGUGUUUUUGGCCGAUGACAAUUCAGAUAGGCUGGUAGCUUUUGCAAUUUCCAUUUUUAAUGUUAUCUUGCCACUAUUCCCAGACAAAUUGCCUCUGUAUCAUGACAGAUAUAGUUUAGCCUCCUGUUUUGCAUUAAGGAGAGACUAUCCUUGUUCCGAGCUGCAUGCUACACGGGCUAUUGGUAUUUGUGCUAUGUAUGGAGGAGAUCAAUUUAAAGCCUUGGCUAGUGAGGGUAUCUUGGGACUAUACAAUGUCAUGGGUAAAACAAGACAUUGUAUAUUAUGCGAUACCGCAGUUGCAUCUCUUGGAAAAAUCUUUGAAUUUCAUCAUGAAAGUAUCGGCCCUAAGGCGAUUCAAAAAUGGUUAAACUUUUUGCCAUUGAAGCAUGAUUUCAACGAAGCUAGAUAUGCACACGGGCUGCUUUCUAAAUUAAUACAAAGGUCGGAUGAAUACCUAUUUGGAAGUAAUAACGAGAAUCUUGCCAUGAUCAUAUGCAUUGUAAAAGAAAUUUUAUCUGGACCCGACCGCUUGGGAACCGAAGAAUCUAUUAAUCAGAUGAUUGACUUCAUAGAUCAACAUGGUGGAGUGGAAGUCGAAAUAGGAGGUUAA